CAGCGCUGGUGACGUAGAGAGGCGGGGCUUGGUUCGGGCGGUCGGCUCCCCAGCUUUAGGCUCCUCAAGGGAGCAGGAGGGAGGAGGCGGCGGCAGCCGCGGGAUCAGCGGCAGUUCGAACCCUGCUCCGGGCCUGGCCCUCGCCUAGUGCUCGGCCCCAGCGCCUGCCCCGGCUUCGGCUCCGGGGGAUGCCCCCGGUAAGUCCGCCCUCAUGGCCGCCGACGUCUUCAUGUGCUCGCCCCGCCGGCCUGGCGGCGGGGCUCGUCCGGUGCUGCUCAAAGCGCCGGCUCCAGACGACGACGACGACGACUCGGACACCGAUGAGCCCGCGGUCGCCGCCACCGCCGCCGCCGCGGCCCCCGCGGGCUCCGGCCCCUCAAGCGGCCCAGCCAGGCCCCGGCCCGGCCCUGCCGCCACAGCCGGCGGGCCCGACGACGACGAGGACGACGAGGCGGAGGACGAGGAGGGGGCGCCCGGGGAGCGGCGGCGGGGCCGGCAGCAGAUUAUCCACAGCGGUCACUUCAUGAUGUCGUCCCCGCACCGCGAGCACCCGCCUAAGAAGGGCUACGACUUCGACACGGUCAAUAAGCAGACGUGCCAGACGUAUAGCUUUGGCAAGACCAGCUCGUGCCAUCUGUCCAUCGACGCGUCCCUCACUAAACUCUUCGAGUGUAUGACCCUGGCCUACAGUGGGAAAUUGGUGUCUCCAAAGUGGAAGAACUUCAAAGGAUUAAAGCUGCAGUGGAGAGACAAGAUCCGACUCAAUAAUGCCAUCUGGCGGGCGUGGUAUAUGCAGUACUUGGAGAAACGGAAGAAUCCUGUGUGCCACUUUGUGACUCCAUUGGAUGGCUCUGUGGAAGUGGAUGAGCAUCGCCGGCCAGAGGCCAUCACCACCGAAGGGAAGUACUGGAAACAUCGAAUUGAGAUUGUGAUCAGAGAAUAUCACAAGUGGAGAACAUACUUCAAAAAAAGGCUACAGAAGCACAAGGACGAGGACCUGUCCAGCCUGGUCCGGGAUGAUGACCUGCUUUUCUGGCAUAAGAGUGGGGAUGGGUGGGACACCCCAGUCCCCAUGGAAGAGGACCCACUCUUGGACACAGACAUGCUCAUGUCAGAAUUCAGUGACACCCUCUUUUCCACUCUUUCAUCGCAUCAACCAAUGGCUUGGCCCAACCCACGGGAAAUAGCACAUUUGGGAAAUGCAGACAUGAUCCAGCCUGGGCUAAUCCCUCUACAACCAAACUUUGACUUCAUGGACACAUUUGAACCUUUCCAGGACCUGUUUUCAUCCAGCCGCUCCAUCUUUGGCCCUACACUUGCUGGACCUACUGUUUCAACUGCAACAGACCCCAGUAGCCCACCAGCACAGGGGCCCAUCCUGUCAGCUGGUGCUCUGCCUACUGUGAGCCUCCCUGACAGCCUCAUUGUUACACCAGGGCCAGCCUCCCUAAGCCCCACAGAAAGGCGAAGCUGCGAGCGUGGGCCCCGACUUGGGGGCCCUUUCAUCCAGCCCACAGACUUUGGUAGCCCUGAGCCACAACUCAGUGGUCCACAGACUUUCCUCUCAGUGUUUCCAGGUUCCCUGCUCUCUCCCAGUCCAGCACCAACACCAUCUUCACCUGCAAUGCCAUUAGUGCCCUCUCCAGGGGCCACUCUGAGUGCCCAGGCUCCAUCUACUUUUCUACAGUCACAGAAAUUUGAAGUUGGCAAGUCCUCCUCAGUAAUUACCCAUACAGCCUCAGCUACACUCACCCAUGAUGCCUCUGCAACUACUUUCAGCCAGAGCCAGGGACUUGUGCUAACUGCACAACAGCCAGCCCCACCAGGACCUCCUUGUAGCUUGACAGUGCCUCCAUCAGUUGGGCCAACCCAAUCUCGCCUGACUUUUGUUCACCCUAAAUCUGUGCCCCUGGCUAGUGGACGGGCCAAGCAACCCCCUAAAAUAGUGCCUGCUCCCAAACCUCCUGAGCCUGUGUCAUUGGUGUUAAAGAAUGCUUAUAUCACCCCAGCUGCCUUUUCAGGACAACCCCAAGCAGUGAUUGUGACUCCUGGCCUUCUGAAGAGAGAAGGGGUAUUGACCUCUACCAUAUCCCAGCCUAAUGUAGUCAUCGCCAGGGCUCCUGGUGUCACUGAAUUCCACAGUGGCAUCCUGGUUGCUGCAGACCUUGGCCAUGCUACCAGCAGCCAACCAUCCCCAGCCUCUCGGCUCUUCUCCCCCAGUGCUGUUCAAGAUUCCUUGGUGAAGGGUGAGCAGAUCUCACUGCAUGGAAGCAGUUCCCAGAUGGCCUCUCCAUCUUCUAGCAGAGACUGCCCAAACUCUGGCCAGGCCUCUCCUUGUGCAUCAGAACAAAGUCCCAGUCCUCAGUCUCCGCAGAACUGCUCAGGGAAAUCUGCUACAGACCCUCCAAAUGUGGCUGCAUUCAAGAACCGAAGGAUGAAGCACAUCUCAGCUGAACAGAAGAGACGGUUCAACAUUAAGAUUGGCUUUGGCACCUUAAACAGUCUGAUCUCCAACAACUGCAAACUGACUAGCCACGCAAUCACACUGCAGAAAACGGUAGAAUACAUUGCCAAGCUUCAGCAGGAGAGAAGCCAGAUGCAGGAUGAAGCCCAGCGCCUUCGAGAGGAGAUUGAGGAGCUCAACACCACCAUCAUCUCCUGCCAGCAGCAGCUCCCUGCCACAGGCGUCCCUGUUACCCGGCGCCAAUAUGAUCACAUGCGGGACAUGUUUGAUGAAUAUGUAAAAAGUCGAACUCUACAGAAUUGGAAGUUCUGGAUUUUCAGCAUCAUCAUCAAACCAUUGUUUGAGUCAUUCAAGGGGAUGGUGUCCACCACCAACCUACAUGAACUCCACCAGAGUGCCCUCUCCUGGCUGGACCAGCAUUGUUCCCUCCCUGUUCUCAGGCCAAUGGUUUUGCUCACCCUCCGCCAGCUCAGCACUACAACCGCCAUUCUCACAGACCCAUCCCGGUUACCAGAGCAGGCAUCGGAGGCUGUCACCAGAAUCAGCAAGAGGACGGGGGACUCACAGCAUCCUUGAUAGCUCAGGGAUCGAAGGUGCCUGGUCCUUUGGCUUCUUCCAGAGCCCAGCUUGAUCGUGUCCCUUAGGACUUGCCUCUGAUAAUGGUGGGCACUUUCAGCAGAAAUACCAAGCUCAGGGUUGUAGCAGGUUCGGGUCCUGCCAACAGCAAUAGCCCAUCUGCUGGAACAUUGUGCUGAGUGACUUCAAACAUCAGCCUCCCUGGGAUUCUGACAGUGAGAGCUGGUCCAGAAAAAGGGAAAUGUCUGGCUUUGAUCAGCUCUUGCCUUGUUGCCGAUACCUCCUUCCCUCCAGACUGGCUGCCCCGGACGGCUGAUGGUGCCUGCACGAGCGGAGGAGUGGAUGGUUUCAGGAUGCUGGAAGGAAGGUUCCCGUCCUUCAGAUGAUUAAAAUCUUCAGGCACCCACCCCCAUUUCCAGACUUGGGGGAUUGGUUUUUGUCUGCUUACAUUGUUUGUGGUUGUAGGGAAGGGUUCUAACUUCUCUCAUUCCACCUCUCCUCAUGUAGCAUUUGGAAGAUGUCUGUGUGUCUGCUUACAACAUGCAGGUAGUGACUGGCACACCUCUGUGGCUUGUAAAUACACCUAAACUUCUGUGCGGGCGGCGGCGGCGGCUGCUGCUGCUGCUGCAGGGCGCCUGCUUUACUGCAUGGCAUAAGCUUCGGGGGGGAGCGGGAGGGCAGUGCCUUCUUUAGAGAACCCUCAGACUCCCUGAAGAACCAAGGCAUUCAAGGGACACGGCUAUCCAAGACAUGAAAAGCUGCGGCCCCCGUCUGGACAGUGGUUGGUUGGGAGAGAUAGCAUGCAGUAGAGUGACAUAUGUAGCAUCGUGGAUUUGAGAACCAAGUGGCUGGGACUAAAGAACCUGGUAGGUGGGAGCCGCUGUUUCUCUGCUUCCAAGCUAAAGGGAUGGGAGCGUUUUCUAGAUCACACUUGAAAAGCCUCUGGGUCCUGUAUUCUUGCAGUUGUCUUCAUUCUCAGCCUAGCCUCUAUCAUUACUCAGCUUCCGGGAGCGCCAAAUCCUUGAUUUUUGGACCAAAGAAAUGCCUGUAAGCAAAGUCUGAGGAAAGGGAACCUCUCCAGUCCACUGUGGGAGCCCGCGAUUCUUAGGUUGGAUGGUUCUUUGGAGGCCUCUCGAUUGGCCUCAUGGAUUAGGAGAGAAUUCUAAGUACCUGGUUGAAGUGAAGGGGAGGCCUCAGAAAGGAAACUUAUCAAAACAAAGCUCUGGAGGUACUUUCCUUAUCCAUUAAUAACGGACUAUUUCAGUGACUUAGCAUGCAUAUUAGGCCCCAUGAGCAAGAAUGGCCCCUUUUGCAAGUGAGUGGGUCUUUCUGAGUACAGAAGAAAGCCCUUAUUAGGACUGAAAGCAUCGGAAAUGCUUCAAUUCCAGAAGCUUUUGCUGCCUCGUUGGUCUGCCUCCGUUUAGGCAGCUUCCUGAUGAUAGCUGAAAAUUUGCAGCAGCCUCUCGCUCUCCGUGUCAGAUUUGGCCCCUGCGGCUCUCUCCUAACUAGAAAAGGGCAAGAGAUGAAAUCGAUUUCACAGCCUGGGAAAAUGCCCCUUUGCUCCCCUUUUUAAAUGCGUCAGACGUAUGGUCACAAUCCUCUCAGAAUGGCUGUAGUGAUUAGGCAGCAAGCAUUCUUGGGUGGCUGUUUGGGGCAGAGCUGAACUCGAGUCCUGGGCGCUCUUCUAAGGCUCCUCUCAUCCACAUUUCCUUUGGAUUAUCAGUAGAACCCGAGUCCAUCUCACUUCUGCCAUUUCUGGGCCCGUAGUGAGAUCCUUGGGGAGGUACCCAUCCUGCAUCUGGAAUCGAGGAAGGUGCCAGAAAACUGACAGGAAGAGACUCGAUGAGUAUUUCUGGAAGCUGCAAGGGAGAGAUGGGCAUGGGAGAGCCUGAAAGGUGCGAUCUGUUCCAAGCACGGAACCCAGUUCCCAGAGGAGCUUAGUCCUAGGACGCCCCUCAGACUGGGGUAGGAAAGGGCAAGGGUUCCUCCGCUGACAACUGAUUCAAUUCGGCAGGAGGUCAGAAGGGAGUUUGGCCUCCUGCCUUUCCAGAUCUUAUUGUACCUGUCGGAUAAAGCGCAGGAGUGAGGUUUAAGCUGCUCCUUGAAGUUUUCACUCACAAAUCUACAGGCAACAGGCUCAAAUCUUGUGCCUCACAGCCUGGCGUUAGUUGUCAGAGUGAGAAAGAACACUCCCUGGGUGUAAGCCGUUUGUGAGCUCCACCAGAGUCAAAAGGAAAGCAGUCUUGGCUUUUGUCUUAACAGCUGAGCCUGUUCUGGCUUCCUGGGUCAUUGGGGAGAGUUGCAGUGUCCAUCAGCGCCGCUUGCUGCCCUUCUGUGCCCUUGCUCUGGAGAGCAGAGCCAGGAACCACCAAGAAAUGGGGAACUAGGAGAGAGUCGGGGCUGUUUAAGACCUUUUUGGAAUGUGAAUUUGGCAUCUUGCUUUAUUGACCUGCCUCUCCUUCUGCUCAAUCAGUGUUCUUGAAAUAUUUAAGGCAGUAAGUAGGUUAGGUUAGACUUCAUGAAGUGUAUUUGUAUGUGAAUGCUCACAGACUGUGUAACGAGGUGCAUGUUUUUAUUGUUUACCCAUUUACUUAAAUGCAUUUAUUCUGGUGCUUAAGACUUAACCAUGCGUCCUGGGAACUCAGAAGAGGUUUCUGGCCCUGGAAGUGUGUAGAUCACCUCUGAUUUGGUCUUGCCAGACCAAGCAAAUGGCCUGAGUCUUUUAUCAACUUGCCGGGCAGGGAAUGGUUGGGAAAAUUCUAGAGUUUUGGUCUACUUCAGGAGAAGGUCUGGGGGAAACCUGGGGUUCUUUUAGCAGCUGCCCAGGAAAAUGGCCAGAAAGCAAACUCUGACCUUCUUUCCUUGGUUUGUUUACUCCCAUUUUCCCUCGCUCCCCUCGUCCUAAAGAACCAGCCGAGUCCUCUGAGGGAAGGAAAUCAGCCCAGAAAACCCCCUCCUCCCCACAAAUCUCAGAGAGUGCUUUUCUCUCCCCAUCUCUUUGAUCAGCAUUAUCAGGGCUUGUUUCAUACUGAGCAUCGGAAAUGUGAAGAUGUCGUCUGAAGUGGGCCCAGUGGGGUUUUCUGAGCAUUCUGACUUUCUGCACCCCCUCCCACAUCCCUUGCAGAUGGGGUUACAUAACCCGAAGGAUGUUUUGCUGCCUAAUUGGGGUUGCCUUCAUCUUGCUACAGGGUGGUGCUUGGGUUCCUGCUUUCCACAGCACACAUACAAGUAUUCAUGAGGAGAGGAUUUCACUGAUGGAAAGCUGUAGGUAGAAAAGAAGGAAAGCUUGGGAAGAAAAAAUGCCUGGUGAUGGCAGCAGGAGCCUGGCCCACCCCGGGGUGCAGGCAUUAGGUGUCAGACUUAUCUGACAGGGAGGACUCCGCUUGGUUCCUUUCAUCCCCUCAAAACUCUGUUGUAUUUUAUCAGUUCCAAGGCAGAAGAGGGAAGAGGGCUAGGCCUUUGGAGUUCAGUGACUUGCCCAAGGCCACACAGCUAGGAGGUACCUGAGGCCAGAUUUCAGCCCAGGUCCUUCCUCCACAGCCCGCAGCUCCCCAAGUUGCCCCCACUCUGGAAACCACGUCUGUUUUCUCCUUUCUGAGACCAGUGACCUUCGGAAGUAGUCUCUGUAAUUCAGGGCCGAAGCAAGGCUGGUCUCAUGGUGCAUGCCAGCUGGGCUGAGCAAGGAAUAACAGCUACUUUCCCCAAAUACUCAAUACUUGCUGAUGGAUUUUGGAAAAAGACUGGUCCAAAUGUCCCAAAACUUUCCCCCGUUCUCCAGUGGUACCGACUGAGCCCUCUUACUUACCCUCCAAGAGUCUCCAGAUCUCAGGAAAGUUGGUGGUCUCCCUGCUUCCUGGGGAUGCCCCUUGGUUAAGUAGGGAAGGUGCGCCUACGUCUGAGGGGUUGCUGGGGAGCCGAAGGGGGCUGUACAUGGUAACAGAAAGUGGCCCUCCUUUUCUAUAGGCUAAGACAACUUUAGUUGGCCUCUUUGCCUCCAGGAGGUUCCAGCCUUCUUCCCUAGGGAACAGGGAUGAAAUGCUAAAAAAAAAAAAUCCAGGGAUGCCAGAUUUCUCCUGUUAAAUUUUCUGUCUUGGGUGUUGACUGACCCGGCAAGACUUCUUGGUGUGCCUGGAGCCCAGCCCCACGUCUGGAAGAUAGAAGAGACGGCUCGAGUUUCCACUGACGUUUGUGGGCCCGUCCCUGGUCAGGCGAGUUCUUCCUGGGUCCAGAGUAGGCUCUGAGGGCUUGCGGCACGGUCUCGGCACUCCUGGUCUUUCUGGACUCCCUUCUUUGCAGCAUCUUUGCCAUCGGGACAGGCAGAUUCCAAACCGCCACUGAAUGUACAGCCACCGGCAACGCAAAGGGCCUGCCGACUACCUACCUCUCCUGGGCUGGCCUCCUCCGCUGCCGCGACAUGGAGCCCCGGGAGCCCCCGUGGUCUUCUGUUAGGGAGAGCUCCGGCGGGGGUGGGGGGGCGCUUCUGGAACUCGUCGCAGUGCCUUCACCGCCCGCCGGGGACGCUGGAUCCUCACAGCCGCCUGCCAAAGGCGCAGCAAGUAUUACCCCCGUUUUACAGAUGAGGAAAUGGAGGUCUUCAGGACAGACAAGCCCGGCCGCUCCUUCUUGUGGCGUUGGUUCAUCAUUCCGGCUGCUUGGGUUGAGGUUUUUACUUCAUCCACGACGGCCCAGGAAGUUGGGCUCCGUAUCUGAAGGAUCGAGUGGCCCCGCCUCGAGCGAGGGAGGCUCGGCCCCGCGGCCACCUUCCUAGCUCCUACCAAGUGGGACUUUCUCCUAGCUGGUGCUCAUGAAAAUCGACUUAGGGAAAAAAGGGAAAAACCUUCGCUUUUGAACGUCUUUUUGUCUGUGUAGUUCAUGCCAAUGGGCUUUUCUUUGUGUGUGACGCCUCUCCUUAUAGUCACCGUACCCCCAAGUGUAGUUCCUCUCCCCGCUUGGAUCAGUGAGUCUGAAAUCGGAGCAUGAGAGACAUCUGCACACUCCUUUUUGCAGGAGAGAUUAGCUUUCCCCGGGCCUUGGCCGAAGCUGGAAUUGUAGCUACUUCAGCAUCGGGACUAGAGCUCUGGGCCGAAAGGGACCUUAGAGGCCUUCUAGUCCAGCCUCCUCAUUUUACAUUUGAGGAAACUGAGGCCCGGGGAGAUUAAGUGACUUAGCCUGAGCCACAUAGUAAGUGCCAGCCCACGAUGUGAACCUGGGCCAUCCCAACCAAUAGUCAGCUCAUAAGCCGGGAUGAUCGGACAGCUCUCCCCUUGGGCGACGGCUCCCGGUCUGCGGUGCUGAUUCCGGAGCCUCGGCCACCAGGCUCCCCGGACCCCCGUAUCUAGCGAUGAUGAUUUUUUUUUACAUUUCUGAAUUGUUCUGAAGCAAAAGGAAACGUGAAUCCAGUUGCUUUUACUGUAGCACCACAGUGUGCCGUGGGUCCCCUCUCUGGCUUGGCUCGUCUAAAUGGCUUGCUUGAGUUGUGUUCGUUACUUGUUGUUUGUUUCAGUGAUCAAAUUGACUUGUGCUCGAACCUCAGAAAACAGAAACCUCCCUGUCCCGUCUCUGUGUGGAAGGCAGCCUUCCUCUGCCAUACAGCACCACCUCCAUGUUUCCGCUCUCCAAAAGCACAUUUCCACCAGCUGUAUUCAACACUACAAUGCAUUUUUUUAUAUAUUUGCAGCCAAAACAAUAAAAACUUAUUUUUUGGAA
Messenger RNA from Monodelphis domestica (gray short-tailed opossum), 8746 nucleotides. RefSeq names its product MLX interacting protein (gene MLXIP). Gene Ontology annotation, biological process: regulation of transcription by RNA polymerase II. The record is from RefSeq and is a predicted model, not a curated record. Gene Ontology annotation, molecular function: RNA polymerase II cis-regulatory region sequence-specific DNA binding; DNA-binding transcription factor activity, RNA polymerase II-specific; protein dimerization activity. Gene Ontology annotation, cellular component: nucleus. Lineage: Eukaryota; Metazoa; Chordata; Mammalia; Didelphimorphia; Didelphidae.